AAGAAGAAGAAGAAGAAGAAGAACUACCUACCUUCCUUUAUCACUUUCUCUCUCUACAGGAACUCGCCGGAAUCUGCACCGGAAACUUCCAUUUAUUCCGGCGAUGGUGACUGAUCAUGAGCUCGUUAAAGCUGAAGCGACAGAUGAUCUCUGUGUUUACGGAUUUUUCUUCUGAAAACUGACUACACAUACAUGCCAAACAGCUUUGAAGACGUUCACGGAACAUUCAGGAAAACAAAUAGGAGGUUCACAUGCAUUGCUGCAUGGCAGUUGUGACAUUACCCAAGAUAGAAUUUCUUCAGUAAGUACAUCAAAAGCAGAGCCUGCCAAAAGCUCAUGAUUGAAAAAGGACCACAAAAAUAAGCCUUGGUCUCAGAACUACUAUAGAUGAAACUUAGAAGGGAAGACUGUACAUUUUCUGAGGACAUGUCAUCACCUAUAAAAAGAAACAUAAGCAGUACAUCUGAGUCAUUAUUCCAAAUGAGUCCGAGCUCAUCCUCACAGCCCAUAACUUUUGGCAGAAAAUUGGGAUUAUGGACAAAUAAUAUUAUGAUCCAUGAGUCAGUUGAUACAUCUAGCCCUGAGGAUGGUGAGGGGCAUUUGGCAAAUGCAGAAACAGUUGAGGUGCAAGCCCUGCAGAAUCUCCUUCCAGAUGAAGAUGACCUCUUUUCUGGAAUGAUUGAUGAAAUGGUAUAUAAUGGUAAUGAAGUUGACGACUUUGAUGAUUUUGAUUUAUUUGGUAACUGUGGUGGGAUGGAACUUGAAGUAGAUAAACUUUCUUUGUCUCCGAAUUCAAGUGGAAGAGUUCUCAAUGGUCUGGAGACGUGUACCGGUUCACUUGAAAAUAGAUCAAUUCACUUCUUGCAUUCUGCUAGAUAUAUGUCUGAGGUUGGAUUGAACAAAUAUCAGACAAGUGGAAGAAGCAUUUCUACCACUGAGAGCACACUGGCCUCUCCUGUAAGAACGCCUUCUUUUGGCACUUGCAUUGGUCUUCCUGAGGGAAACCACUCUCUGGAUCAACUCGGUAAUCAAUGUCCACCACGAUUACAUCCCUUUUCGGUCCCUGAUUCUUGUAUUGGAAUUGGUUUCAUGAAUUCACACACGACCUCAGAUACUGUAAUAGACAUGGCAGGAAAAAUUGCUGUCAAUAAUUUCAUAACAGAGAGCGGUAAUCAUCCACGUGUGAUGGCUUCUACAAACCAGGAUAUCGAAUUUCAUACAAGAGUUCCUGGUCUCAUAAGAAAUGGAAACUGUCUUGCUAGUGAGCAAUAUCAGGCGGACACCAAUUUAUAUUGGAACAACCAUUCUACACCACUGGUGUGGCCUAAUUCUUCAUCUGGCUAUCCACAACUGACUGGACAUCCUGGAAUGCCAAUUGGUAACCUCAACAAAGUCUCACAUCCACACUAUCCAUGUGUUGGAUCAGCACCUUCUGCUAGCUGGUCCUUGUUGGACAGGAAAAACGCCCAUAAACCAGAAUUUCCCCAAUCAUUAAGUUUUUGCUCGAAUUCUUUUGGAAAUGGUCUCAUCAAUCACCCAUCAUUACAUUUGUUGGGAAGAGAUUCUGGUGGAAAAUGUAGUGAUCUGUCUACUACUAAUGCUUGGUGCAAUCCCCAUCUGAUAAGUCAUAAUUUUUCCAACACAACUGGAAUUAGUUCGGUGCCUAACUCAUUCAGUUCACCCCCCAAAUGCGUGAAAAACCUGUCACAGAGGAGAAGUCACGGUGGUUUUCCUCAGGCUGAUAUCAAGCAAUUUGAGCUUGACAUUGACCGUGUUUUGCAUGGGGAAGACUACCGAACAACAUUGAUGAUAAAGAACAUACCAAAUAAGUACACUUCUAAAAUGCUGCUAGAUGUCAUUGAUGAACAGUGUCAAGGAAAAUAUGAUUUUAUAUAUUUGCCCAUUGAUUUCAAGAACAACUGCAAUGUGGGCUAUGCAUUUAUCAACCUCAUUGAUCCACUUCACAUUAUUCCUUUCUACAAGGCAUUCAAUGGUCGAAAAUGGGACAAAUUUAAUAGUGAAAAGAUGGUUGCCCUUGCAUAUGCCCGGAUUCAAGGAAAAACUGCUCUUAUUGGCCAUUUUCAGAACUCGAGUUUGAUGAAUGAGGAUAAACGUUGUCGUCCUAUCCUCUUCUGUACAAAUGGUCCAAAUGCUGGUGAACAGGAGGCAUUUCCAUCGAGGGCUAGUGGUAGGGGAAAAAGUGGUAAAGCAAGGAGCAGUUUCAUGGAAGAAAAUGAGAAUAGGCAGCAGCAGGCUAUAGUCCAUUAAAACUAAAGGAUGUAUUGUUAAUUAAAAAACAAACUCUUCUACUACUACUUUAAGGAAGCCCUAAUUUUGCAAGUAAUUUGAAUUUUCUUCACUAACAACUUAUGGAAAAGUUGGUCAAACUUUCUAGAACAUAUUUUGUUGCCUACAAAUUUUGUCUUAUUGCUUAUGUAAACACUUAUGUUCUG
This is a messenger RNA of Impatiens glandulifera, 2453 nucleotides long. Its product is annotated as protein MEI2-like 1. The transcript has 8 exons. The coding region runs from base 388 to 2268 and encodes 626 amino acids. Gene Ontology annotation, molecular function: nucleic acid binding. NCBI's taxonomy places the organism in Eukaryota, Viridiplantae, Streptophyta, Magnoliopsida, Ericales, Balsaminaceae. The record is from RefSeq and is a predicted model, not a curated record.